This is a messenger RNA of Penicillium malachiteum, 558 nucleotides long. RefSeq lists its product as uncharacterized. Bases 1 to 558 code for a protein of 185 amino acids. The record is from RefSeq and is a predicted model, not a curated record. NCBI's taxonomy places the organism in Eukaryota, Fungi, Ascomycota, Eurotiomycetes, Eurotiales, Aspergillaceae. The transcript is spliced from 2 exons.
AUGUACCUCCCCUCUGUACUCGGGGCAUUCAUGCUCCUAAUCGUUUCCGCCCUCGCCGAGUCCUCCGAUAUCCUGUACUGGCCCCUGGGCACCGCCCAACCCUCCCUCCUCGCACGCGUCACAUACGACCCGACCUCACUGAAGUCCGAGCUGGUCUCCUACCAUGCUCCGUCAGAAUCUACUUCCGAUGAGCUUGUUCGCAUCGGUAUCUACAAGUCGACUGCUUCAAAUUCGAAGCAAUGGGCUGGUAGUCUUGUCUCUUUGUCUGCUUUGACAGGAGAGAACGCCCCCGCUAUUCGUCUGCACCUUGCUGCUUCCAAUGAAAUCUAUCAUGUGUCUUUAGCUGCGUCGAAGAAUACUUCUGCCACUCCUCAGGUUGAGCUUGUUUCCACGGAACCGGGUGCUCAGCCGCAUUUGAAUCGUCCUGUUGUUGUUGGUCCUGAUGGACAGAAUACGGAGGAGGAGCCGGAAAAGACCUUUUUCCAGAAAUACUGGUGGGUGCUUUUGAUUGUCACAUUCUUGACGAUGUCUGGUGGUGGUGGUGGCGGCGGAGAGUGA